Messenger RNA from Clunio marinus, 1810 nucleotides. The record is from the annotation of a GenBank genome assembly. Lineage: Eukaryota; Metazoa; Arthropoda; Insecta; Diptera; Chironomidae.
CAUGCUAACUUGAGAUCUUAUUUGGAACACUUUAAAAUCUCUUAUAUUUCACAUUUAAACAUAAAAUAAUGGCAGAAGGAUCGUCUAAACGUAUAACAAUUACAGUGAAAACACCAAAAGACAAGAAUAAUAUUGAAUGUGACGAAGAUGAAUCAGUUGAAAAGUUCAAAAGUCUCGUAGCAGAAAAAUUUGAAGCUGAACCAGAACAACUUUGCUUGAUUUUUGCUGGAAAAAUAAUGAAAGACGGUGAUUCUUUGAAAAGUCACAACAUCAAAGAUGGAUUGACAGUUCAUUUGGUAAUUAAAGCACCACCAAAACCGGAACCAGAAGGGCCAGCUCGACGACCAGCUGAUGUUCGUCAAACACCUUUCGGAUUGAACCAAAUUGGAGGAUUGUCUGGCUUAGAAGCGCUUGGCGCUAAUUCAGAAACCUACAUGGACAUGCAAUCAAGAAUGCAACAUGAAUUAAUGGGAAAUCCUGAAAUGAUGAGAACCAUUUUAGACAAUCCGAUGGUGCAACAAAUGAUGAACAAUCCUGAGACGAUGAGAACGCUCAUAACUUCUAAUCCCCAAAUGCAAGACUUGAUGCAACGUAAUCCUGAAAUUUCUCACAUGCUGAACAAUCCUGAAUUGUUACGUCAAACAAUGGAACUCGCACGUAAUCCAGCAAUGUUGCAAGAGCUCAUGCGCUCACAUGAUCGUGCGAUGUCUAACUUAGAGUCAGUUCCUGGAGGAUACAACGCGUUGCAUCGCAUCUAUCGAGAUAUUCAAGAGCCAAUGUUGAACGCUGCUUCUGGUUUUGGUUCAAAUCCAUUCAGUGGUUUGGUUGAUAGUGGCAGCAGUGAGAAUCCACAAGCUGGUAGUGAGAAUCGAGAGCCAUUACCGAAUCCAUGGGGAAACAGUGAACCACCAGCACCCAGCAAUGUUUUGAACACGCCAGCAAUGCAAAGUUUGUUGCAACAAAUGAGCGAAAAUCCAUCAUUAAUGGAGAGUAUGUUGAAUGCUCCUUACACACGCUCAAUGAUGGAAGCUCUUUCACAAGAUCCAAAUAUGGCAGCAAAUCUCAUCGGUCAGAGUCCAAUUCUGCAGGCAAAUCCACAAUUGCAAGAUCAGAUGAGAACAAUGAUGCCACAAUUGUUGCAGCAAAUGCAAAAUCCGGAAGUUCAACAGAUGAUGACGAAUCCUCAAGCUUUGAAUGCAAUUAUGCAGAUCCAACAAGGAAUGGAACAAUUGAGACAAGUCGCUCCAGGUCUGGUUGGUAAUAUGGGAAUACCGCCACCGCCACCUGGAACGACGCAACCACCACAAACUGGAAACACUCCGAAUGCUCCUAAUCAACAACUUUUCGGUGACUUCAUGCAACGGAUGAUGAAUGGUAUGUCAAAUCAAACUAAUCCUAAUCAACCACCGGAAGAACGUUAUCAGUCACAACUUGAACAGCUGACAGCCAUGGGCUUCGUUAAUCGUGAAGCAAAUUUGCAAGCUUUAGUUGCAUGUUUCGGCGAUAUUAAUGCUGCUGUUGAACGUCUACUGGCAUUGGGGCAAUUGUCCUUAAGUUAACAACUUUAAUACUUUCUUUCAUCAGCGAUAUAAUAAAACAACAUUUUCUGCUCUUUCUUUUUCAAAACUCUUUAAUAUGAAGAUAAGAAAUUGAUGAUGAUGACGAUAACUGCAGCAAGUGGUGAAAUUAUUUGUCGUAGCAUUUUUUUUCUUUCCUUUUCUACUUUUUUUCCAAUCUAAUAUUUAAUUAAAUUUAUUCAUUUGGUGGGCAACAUAUUAUUCUUUGAUCAUAAAUCAUGGUGACAUUUUAA